AUGGCCAAAGUUACUCAGGUACUGUUUAUGAACCUAAGGAGUGUCAUGACUUUAAUUCGAAGUCAAAUAGCAAGUGAAAGAACAGCGAGGGUCAAGGUUGUUGUGACGUUAACAUUUAUCUUUGUAAACUUAUCUUUAUGUUCCGGUGAACUGAAGUGCCGAUGUUCUCCUUGCCAUCCCAAUGCGGUGAAUGACACAUGCAUCGCCAAGUUUCAGUGCUUUACAGGACUAAGGAAGGUGGUAGAGAAUGGAGAAACAAUAGAAAUCAUAAGUAUGGGGUGCAUGUCAGAGGAGGAAAACAGCAUACUCCAGUGUAAAGGCCAUCUUGUUCCUCACCGAAUUCCCCGGACUGUGGAGUGCUGUAAUGAUGAAGAUUACUGUAAUGAAUACCUGGACCCUUUCUAUGUAGAACAUAACAACACACAGAAAGGAGUGACGGAUGGACAAGACGAUGUGAUAAACCUGACACAGUUGGUCCUGAUUGUCUCUGUAACCUGCUGUUUCCUCAUAUUUGUACUCAUCGUCUCCCUACUGUAUCUGAGACAUAAAAGGCGAGACGUGAAGAAGGAGCCAUUCAUGGGCGACCAUGAGGAACAUAGUGAUUCCUUCAUGUGUGACUCAACUAAAGGCCUGAUUGACCAGUCCUCUGGGUGUGGAUCUGGACCCCCCACUCUGGUCCAGAGGACAAUAGCCAGAAACAUACAUUUGGUUAAGAGCCUGGGUAAAGGGAGGUUUGGGGAGGUCUGGAAAGGAUACUGGAGGCAGGAAGAGGUGGCCGUCAAAAUCUUCUUCACCACAGAGGAGAGUACAUGGGCCAGAGAGACGGAGCUGUAUCAGUCCGUGUUACUGAGGCAUGAUGGGAUACUCGGUUACAUUGCAUCCGACAUAAAGGGAACUGGGUCAUGGACUCAGCUAUUCCUGAUCACAGAUUACCACGAGUACGGGUCGCUAUACGACUACCUACAGACACACGUCCUGGACGUGGAAGAUAUGCUCAAAAUGGCACACACUGCUGCCUGUGGUCUGGGUCACCUACAUUCUGAAAUAUUCGGAACAAAGGGUAAACCAGCAAUGGCCCACAGGGACAUCAAACCUAGAAAUAUUUUGGUGAAGGCAGAUGGAAGCUGUUGUAUAGCUGACCUAGGACUGGCUGUUAGAUAUAUCAGUGAGUCCAAUGAGGUUGACCUGCCUUCAUCCUCCAGACAAGGAACCAAGCGUUACAUGGCACCCGAAUUACUGGACAACUCGGUCCGCAGAGAGCACUUUGAUGCCUACAAACAAGGAGAUAUUUAUGCCUUUGGAUUGGUGUUAUGGGAAAUAGCAAGAAGAUGCAUAUCUAAUGGUAUAGCUGAUGAUUAUCAGCCCCCGUAUUUUGAGACUAUUCCUGCCGACUGUGACCCUAGUUAUGAGGAACUGAAGAAAGUUGUGUGUGUGGAAAAAAUGAGGCCAGGAUUUCCCAAUAGAUGGUCCUCUAAUGAGUAUUUAAAGAUGAUGGCCCGCUUGAUGAGGGAGUGCUGGAGUCACAACCCAGGGGCGAGGCUGACUGCCCUGCGCGUGAAAAAGACACUGGGAGGGAUGAUCCUCCAGCUGAACAAAAGUGUCAAGUUAGACGAGGCGGAAAAAAUCACAGAAGUUACAAACAUGAUCAAAAAUAGUGAGUGAUGUUGGCAUCAAGAAAUAAGAACGUCCAUGGUUGUCAAGGUGAUCUGAUGCUGAUAAAGCAACCCUUGUUUGCCGGAGAAAAAAAGGCAACAUUCUACAAGUGUACGGUGCCCUUUGUUGAAAUCCAUUGAAAAAAGGGAUGAAUUUUCUGUGCCAUUUAUUUGUAAGUGCAGAAGCUAAUGCAGCAGUUAUCCGGUUUUGAAUUGUUGUGAGCAAAUAUAAUUUGCUGUUUGUUUGUUUUGGCAGUCUCUUUCAUUUUAGAACAGCUUUGUGACAUUUAAGUUACACCAUAUUGAUUGACUUCUAAUAUUUUUGUAACCAUCUUUGUGAUAUGGCCAGUCUUGCUAACUUUAGUGGUGCUUAAAAGUAGUGAAUGCUAGAUUUGUAAUUUUCAUUUUUUAAAAAACAAAAUGUUGUUUUUAUUAAAUGAAAGUGAAUGCUUUAUAGAAAGUGUACCUCUUAAUAGUAUUUUAAAAGUUUAAGAUACAGAAAAUUCAUGAUGUGUGAAUGUAUAUUCAUUGGUGUGUAUUUAUAUUGUAUGACUGAGGUCAUUAUUUUCAAAACACAUCUGUACUGCACUAUAUGUUUUUUUUUCUUCAAACUUGACUGCUUCAUUGAAAACUUGCUUGAGAAUUUUGUUUUGCAUUCCCUUACAACAAUGGGCAGCAAUUAGUCAGGAGACACCACAUCACAUUUAUCACUGGUGUGGCCUGAUAAUUAUUGUAGAUUUAUCAUAUCCACAGAAAACUACAAACUAUCGUGGACAGAGGCACCAAUUCAUUGAUGAAAUACUCCUGUGUUGAAAAUGUGCUGUUAUAAUGUGCUUGCACAGGUUAUUAGUUCAAUGGAUUAUACAGAUCAUUUUUAAAGCACCAGGUAACACAGACUUUUGUUUUAAGAUCGCAAAAUUUAUGCAGAAAUUAAGAAAUAAUUUCUAGUCACUUAGCCUUUAUUUAGAAAUCGUGAUGUCAAGUUAAAAUUAUUUUUUUCCUCCCUUCUUACUAUUCUGAGAUAUGAGGAAGAAAGAAAGUAUUGUGAACAGAUGCAUGUGAUCUUGUUACUAUUUUGAACAAAUUUGUGGUUGUGUUUCAUAUGUUUGUAAAAUAUUUUCACUUUAUAUAUUUGUAUAUUCGUUCAAAAAUGGAGUGAUGUUUUUUAUUAUGUUUACCAUAGUCACCUUUACAUAAAUUUGUCCUGAUGUUUCCCACAUACAUGUUAUUAAAACUUUUUAUGAUAUAUUGAUUCAGAAAUAAAUUUAAUUGUUAAGGAUACUCUUCAAGAUCAUUUAUAAACAUUUACAAAUUUUUAUUGACUUAAAAUGGCAUCUGCAAUAUCUUAAUGAAAUCUCUCUUUUAUGGUACAUAUACUAUGAAGUAUUAUAUCAAAACAUGAAAAAUGAAAAGUGGAAGUUUCACAAAUUCCUUUUUUUUUCCCCCAUGCAUGAAAUAAUACAAUGAUGAAAUUUUUUUUCAAUUUUCACACUAUGAAAUUUGAUGGUUUUGUAUAAUUUUAUUACAGUUUAGAUAUUGCAUGAUUCCAAUACUUCACUUUUCAGAC
Saccostrea cuccullata (small rock oyster) is the source of this 3219-nucleotide messenger RNA. RefSeq names its product bone morphogenetic protein receptor type-1B-like. The record is from RefSeq and is a predicted model, not a curated record. Gene Ontology annotation, cellular component: signaling receptor complex; plasma membrane. Gene Ontology annotation, molecular function: ATP binding; metal ion binding; transforming growth factor beta receptor activity, type I. Gene Ontology annotation, biological process: protein phosphorylation; BMP signaling pathway; cellular response to growth factor stimulus. Lineage: Eukaryota; Metazoa; Mollusca; Bivalvia; Ostreida; Ostreidae. The transcript has 13 exons. Bases 1 to 1662 code for a protein of 553 amino acids.